Galendromus occidentalis (western predatory mite) is the source of this 1764-nucleotide messenger RNA. Its product is annotated as stearoyl-CoA desaturase 5. Lineage: Eukaryota; Metazoa; Arthropoda; Arachnida; Mesostigmata; Phytoseiidae. Gene Ontology annotation, molecular function: stearoyl-CoA 9-desaturase activity; iron ion binding. Gene Ontology annotation, cellular component: endoplasmic reticulum membrane. The record is from RefSeq and is a predicted model, not a curated record. Gene Ontology annotation, biological process: unsaturated fatty acid biosynthetic process. The transcript has 4 exons. The coding region runs from base 117 to 1103 and encodes 328 amino acids.
GGUUUCAAAACGUGAGUGGUCGCCGUCGAGUCGGUCCGUCUGUUUGAGCGACACUCGGCCGAUCAAGACAGCCCCCUCGGUUCUUCUUGACACGAGCUGUAGCGAGCACCGGCGAAAUGUCCAUCACCCAAUCAGUGACAACAGAGGAGCUCAAGCUCCGCAAAGGAGCCAAGUUCGCUUCUGCCGAUGAAUACCAGCUCAAGUUCGUUUGGCGAAAUAUUGCGCUCAUGGCCUACCUGCACAUCAUCUCCAUUUACGGAUUGUACCUGUUCGCCACGAAAGUCAUGUGGCUGACCGUGGCGUGGGCCUACGUGCUCUAUUUCGGAUCCUGUCUCGGAAUCACCGCCGGUGCGCAUCGUCUCUGGGCACACCGAACCUACAAGGCAAAACUGCCACUUCGGAUAUUCCUCGCAUUUCUUCAGAGUUUGGCUUUUCAAAAUCACAUCUACGAAUGGGCGCGUGAUCAUCGCGUCCACCAUAAAUACUCUGAGACAGACGCCGAUCCCCACAACGCGAAACGAGGCUUCUUCUUCUCGCAUGUGGGCUGGCUGCUCGUCCGCAAGCAUCCCGACGUCAUCGAGAAAGGACGCAAAAUCGAUCUGUCGGAUCUCAAUGCCGACCCCGUGGUCAUGUUCCAGAAGAAGCACUACCUCAAGACAGUUUUAUUCGCUUGUUUCGUUUUCCCGACCGUCGUGCCUUGGUUCCUGUGGGGCGAGAGCUUAUUCCACGCGUUCGUCGUCUGUGCUCUGACGCGAUACUGUGUUGCAUUAAAUGUCACCUGGCUGGUGAACUCAGCUGCGCAUAUGUGGGGUGAUAAGCCCUACGAUAAGAACAUCAACCCAGUGGAAAAUUGGGGCGUUUCUAUCGGCGCUAUCGGGGAAGGUUGGCACAAUUACCACCACACGUUCCCUCAGGACUACAAAGCGGCCGAGGUCCCUUACACGCUGAACCCUACUACUUUCGUCAUCGACGUGUUCGCCUAUUUCGGACUGGCUUACGACCGUAAGAGCGUUUCCCCGGAAACCAUCAGAGCUCGUAAGAUGAGGACGGGCUGUGAAAGCACCAACCACGAGGUUUACGCCGACAAGGAUCCCUCCUAUUGAAAUUAUUCAGAAAUCGCCCGUUCGAAAAAACGUGACUGCUCAGUAAGAGAUCGCAGAUCAUUGCUAGGAUGAAUGCUUGAAGAGAGCUUCGAAAUUAAUCGUUACUGCAACUAGGACUGUUCAUCAAGAAUUGUGUCAAAAAGUGCCUUCUACUCACGGAGCAGAUAGGCAGAGUGAGAUUUUGAACUGGCUCCGCGCUCGGAGCGGCCAGGCUACGGGCAUCCGUGGAGGCUCCCGAGCAGAAACUGAACUCCUUCCAAAUAUGAUGAUGUUAUCGUCGUCUGAUCGAAGCACACGCACUCACUCGGUAAAAUGAGGGAAUGGUAACUCUCAAUGAUCGCUUCCACCGCGUCGUCGGUGGAGCGAUCGAUUAGGUCCGGUAGAGCACACAUAUCAAAAUCUGUUCAAGUUACGGAGGUGAUCAGUGCAUGCUUUGUAUAAUAUAAUCGUCGAUAUAUCACGAAACGUAUUUACUUCUCUGUUGGUCGUAGCUGCGUAUCACUCAGAUCCGUUUUUGGUUCAGAAACUGAGCCGACAUCGGUGAAAGGAAGUACUGUAGCAUUUUACUGAGGCGUUGGGAUAGUUCAUAGUUGAAUGAUAUAGACGCUAUUAACCUUAUUAUCGAGAUCUGUCGGCUAUCUCUGAAUAAACCCACAAUAGG